Messenger RNA from Seminavis robusta, 2016 nucleotides. The record is from the annotation of a GenBank genome assembly. Lineage: Eukaryota; Bacillariophyta; Bacillariophyceae; Naviculales; Naviculaceae.
AGAAAGCUUCCAAACUCGCCCAAAUUUGGGAGGGAAACCAAAAUUUCAAGAGCUUCAGAUCUUUCGCGCCCAAGAGACCAGAAGGGUCUUCGAUCGGUCUUUCUCACUGCGGGCUGGUUGGCAGCGCUUUGGUUCCUUUCUGUAGCUUGCAUAUUCUCACAAAUCUUCAUCUCGCAAUCUAUCAUAGUCUAGAUUCUUGUGUCAAUAUGAUGCUCUCUUCUGCUCUUCGUUCUGGGGUUUUGCUCUCCUUUCUUCUCUCUGCUUCUGCCGAUAGCUUCCGCCGAGUGCUGCCUGCCAAAGCAGAGCGUCAAAGUAGUGAUGGCAGCAUGGGCGGCCCUGCUGAAUUUUCAGGAGACGGAGACGGCAUGGCGGGACCCACCUGUCGAUCUGCACCCUUGGAACCUCCUUUGGCUGGUGUCAUGCCUGGCAAGGAUCGCCCUCAUGUGAUUCUUGCUCAAGAUGUGGAUUAUCCUCCUUAUGCUCAGUUGGGUCCUGCCUCGGAAGAUUACCCCACCUCUGGAUUUGGUCCCGACUUUGCGUCAGGAAUGAUGGGAGUCUGCGACAUUGACGUUACCUUGGUUCAGACGCAAUGGGCUCGGUGCUGGGAAAGUGAUCGUAUUGGACAAGGAUUGGCCUUGGGAGAAUUCCAUGGCUGCUCCGCUUACACCCACGCCAGUGGAGUCCGCAACCGGUACUUGGAAUUCUCAGAUCCCAUUCUCGAUGACAGCAAGGCUGCUGGUAUUUUGACUCGUUUGGAAAAUGGGGUUCCUGUGAUUGAUGGAAACAGCAACCUCGAUGGAGUCAAGAUUACUACGGUUGUUGGGUUCGCUCCUACAGAAGACAACUUGGCCAUUGUUACCAAUCAAUGUACAGGAGAACCGUAUUCGGGAUACGAAUGGGUGGAACCCAGCUUCACGACUGACUAUCCCAACGAUGAUGCUUUGCGCACUGUUCUGAAUGGAGAUGCCGAUGCCAUGUGGGUUUACGCUGAUCAAGCAUUUCGCAGCGGCUGUGCCGAGAAUGACAACCCGCCAUGGGAUUGCGAGCUUUGGGACGGUCUUGGUGAUACCUUUGCCUAUGUGCAGACUGGCAUGUUUGAAUGGGCUCGAGCUGGUACCACUCUCACGAUUGCCAAGAAGGGCGCUGGAGUUGCCGACGUCGUGAACCCAUGCAUUGCAGCUUUCCUUCAAACGGAAGAAUACUACAACUUGUGCGAGAAGUACGACUUUGUCUCAGAAUGCUUUGUCAAUGACUACUUCCCAGAUGCUGUGGUGGAAGAUACAGUCGUCUUCGACUUACCCACAUCUGAACAGACAUCUACCUGCAAUUUCGGAUACUGCCCGUGUCCAGCUCGCUAAGCGGGUGAUUGGAUUUGGCGACUGGCUGGGGAAAGAAGCUUUCAGUCUCCACUUCUGUUUUGUUGUACCGUAUCCGUUGCAUUCCUUUGAUGUCCAAUGAAUAAUUACCAAUAGCUUGUGACUGGGGUACCGGUAGUGUACAUGUGUAUACCGUAUGGGGCAACUUUCGGACUCCCGUGACAAUGCCAACAGUGAAUGCGUAUUACUGCGUAACUGCGCAUAACUACAUACAAAAAUGUCAAAAUUCAGCUUUCUUUAGAACGUUACUGUACUGGCGCGUAACUGCUUCUUACCUCAUGUGUUGUACAGCAUGCGGUUGUGCCCUGUUGUGGUGGGUAAACAUAUGGUUGCCCCAUACCUGUACCCCUGAGAUUUGACAGUUCCUUGCUCUGAAGAUUUUUCGUCGCUAAGGUCAGAACGGGGAUUUUUUACAAACGUGAAGGGUGCGUCGCCGUUGGGUUUGAAGUUUGAAGGGCCCGAAAUCAGGAUUCUAAGAAUCCAAUUUUAAAAAUUGGUCAAUUCCAAUCUAAAAUAUAAAAUCGAACCCUAAAUAUAAAACCGAAACCAAAUUACUACGGUAAAUAACUAGUAAAAUCAAACCAAAACCAAAAUACAAACCAGACUUUUAAUAUAUAUUCGAAACCUAAAUAUAAAAUCG